Molecule: messenger RNA, 2075 nt
Organism: Lutzomyia longipalpis
Lineage: Eukaryota; Metazoa; Arthropoda; Insecta; Diptera; Psychodidae
Exons: 6
Coding region: 114-1643 (509 amino acids)
Source: RefSeq, a predicted model, not a curated record
UCAAAAGCAAAAUUUUGCAGGUGCCUAAAAUAAAUUAAAAAGUAUUCUUAUAAAGUAAAAUAAAGAUUAAUAGAAGUGAAAAACAGGUGUACCAAGACUUGAAUUAUUUCAAAAUGGAAUUUAGCGAAGUGGAAAGUCAUUGUUACUACACGCAUACAUUCAAUAUGUUGCGAUAUGUUGAUUGUUAUAAAUGUGUUAAAGAUAUUUUAACUCAAAGUAAAGAUAUAGAAGUACCAAAAGCACAUUCCAUAAGGGAACUCAUUGCUAAUUCAGAUGAGAUGGGAUUGAGAUUUCCAAAUGAGAGAUACCGAUUGAGAAAUCAACCGCCAAGUAGUCAUCCUUCAAUUGAAGAAGAAGCCUCAUCAGUAUAUCCAUUCGUAUUUGAGAAUGUUUUUGUACUCUUCUGCAGAUUUCUUGAACAUAAAUUGAAAUAUGGUUCCGAAAUUGAAAAAAGUAUUUAUUCAGGAAUGAAAAUUGAAGAUUUUGUUGAGAGAUUGCUCGUGAAGAGAUGUGUUUCAUUUUUUGGCAAAAAGAAUCGCUUUCUUUUGCGCACAGGAGAAAUUGGGAAUGAUAAUUUCAAAUUAAUCGGAACUGAUGACGAAGAACCACCUCUUGUAAUGAGAGACUACCUCACAUUGGAUGAAAUUAAACUUGCCUCCUUCAUAUCAAUUUCAUCCCGAUCCAAAAAUCAAGUUACAAUUGGAAUUUGUAGUUUGCAAUUGGACAAAAAAGGACUCAUGGACUAUCAGGAUAUAAUUCUGGGAAAGAGUCAAAAUUGCCAAGAAAAUGGUUACGGUCCUAAACCGAAAAAAAAUUGUUCAGAAGAAAUGGAAAAGAAUUUUCACAGAAGAUCCCUUUGGAAUGACUUUUACUCGCAUAAAAGCCCAAUAUAUGGGCAUAUUAACAAGAAAGGUGUACAACGCGCUGGAUAUAGAAGUCCAAAAACAUUGAAAAGCUUUGUUAAAAUUGAAGGGACUACCGACGUUUGUGAUUGUAGUGCUUUAGAGAAAAGGUAUUCUUCAAUUAUCUUCCCAUUGCUAAUUGAGAGCAAUUCAAGAGCAAAAAAGUACGGCAAAAUGGCAUAUAUUUGGAUAAAUAGAAAUCGUUUGGGGCUGGAAAAUAUGACACAAUGGCAGGAAGAAUACUUCUUCCGAAUUUUUUCUUCAGUAGCACUAGCAAUGUUUACAAAAAUGAAUUCAGUAUUUUGCAUACAUUUUGAAAAUUUCACGGAAAAUUGCUGGAUUAAGAAUAAUUCUCUCUUGAAUAACAACGAAGUCGACGAUCCGUAUUUUUGGAAUAAGCACCCAAACAAAGGGAUUAUAAUGAGAUUUUCAUCUGAAACCAUCAGCAAUGAUGCUUCACGCAAAGAUGAUGACUAUCUACAUAUUACGACUUAUAGUGCAAGUCCAAAUUCAUUCCCAGGCAAUGAAUAUUGGAUGAAGAAAAUCUCCUCAAACAAGGAUUCAACUUCUUAUCUAGCGAGUCAUUCUUUUAUUGCAGAAUUGCAUAAUCCACUUGUAAAUAGCAGAAUGGUCUCUGGGAAAAAUUUACACAUUGCAAUGGAAUACGAUGGAUUAAUGCAUAUAUCGAAAUAUUCUGCUAGUGAAUUAGAAAAUCGGUAUAAAUACUUCGAGGAGACGUAAACUAUUUACCCAUUUCUCCCCUAUAGGGGAAAAUAGGUGGGUUCGACAUGAGUGAUUGAGGGCGUGGCUUCACACCCCUAAAAGGACUCUGCGCGAAGGACAUAUUUCGCAGAAAAAAAAUUAAUUUCAAGUUUUUUGGCACAUUUAUUUCACAUUUAUUAUUACAAAGAAUAAAAUUAAUUUAAUACGAAGUUUAAUCAUUCUCUUUACCAAAGCAAAGUUAAUUAAUUAAGCAAAGAUAGUAUUGUAGUACACAGACAAGACGUGAAUUAGAUUUUCAUAUUCAUUCUUAUAUUUUUUUAAAUUUUAAUUAUUGAUAAAAAAAAAUCCUUUAGCAAGUAUUCUUGUUAUAAGAAGUCUUAAAAUAUACUACAGUAUGAACAUUUAUAUCGAAUUUUAUACUUUAUUCAAUAAAGAGGGUUGAACCACCGA